Halichondria panicea is the source of this 1041-nucleotide messenger RNA. Its product is annotated as RNA exonuclease 4-like. Gene Ontology annotation, biological process: rRNA processing. The coding region runs from base 21 to 878 and encodes 285 amino acids. Gene Ontology annotation, cellular component: nucleus. The transcript has 7 exons. Gene Ontology annotation, molecular function: nucleic acid binding; 3'-5' exonuclease activity. NCBI's taxonomy places the organism in Eukaryota, Metazoa, Porifera, Demospongiae, Suberitida, Halichondriidae. The record is from RefSeq and is a predicted model, not a curated record.
UUAAAUAUAUUUAGCUAGCAAUGUCUUCUGAAUCUAUAGCUAUCCCCGGCCCCUUGUUCAGUAAGAAGAAAAAAAGGAAAUGGUUGGACGGGAGGAAGAAAAAGAAGGUUUCUGGACUGACGCAGAGUGAUUUGCUCAAAACUGGAGCUGCUCUUCCUCAAAACACUGGAGAUAUAAAAUACUCCGAGAAUUGGAAAUCACUAUCACAGACACUCGGACUGUCGUCAGGUCGAAAGUCAUCGCUGCCUCCCAAGUCGCGCUCCACCAAAGCUAAAGGUCAGGGUUCAUCGACUGACCCUAUCGUACUAACAUAUGUUGACACACCUCCAACAACAAGCACAGCCGUUGAUAAAUGUAUAGCGCUGGACUGUGAGAUGGUGGGUGGUGGGGAGAAGGGUCGAAUCAGCAUGCUCGCUAGGUGUUCCAUCGUCGAUCACUGUGGUAAUGUCAUCCUCGAUAAAUAUGUUGCCCCGACGAACAAGGUGACGGAUUACCGUACCAGAUGGAGUGGUAUCAGACCCCGUAACCUUAUCGGUGCACCGUCCUUCUCACAAGUGCAGACGGAGGUGGCCGCAGUACUGGCAGGAAAGACUGUGGUCGGACACGCAAUCAGGAACGACUUUCAGGCUCUCCAUCUUCAACACCCGCUGGAGAGUGUGCGAGACACUUCAACGUACAAGCCAUUCAAAGAAAUGUUUGGGGGCCGGAACCCCUCUCUGAAGAACCUGGCAAAGAGAUUUCUUAAUGAGAGCAUACAGAAAAGAGAGCACGAUUCCGUACAAGAUGCUCGUGCAACUAUGAAAGUGUACCAGCUCUACAAGGAUAAAUGGGAGAGAUCAUUAACUCUCAGCAAACACUCCGUGUCUGUGCACAGAUGAUGAUCCCUCUGUCUGUCACUAUACUUACGAUUAUUUAUACUCGAUCUUGUUCAUCUCCCCAGUCAUAAUUCAUGUUAUUCUUAUUUAUGUGCACUUUAAUGUGCCAGUUAUCAUUUUCUGUUGAAUUCUUGACCAGCUAUAAUAUAUAAUUAUAUUAAUAUUA